ACAGUUUGAAACACAACCGAAGAGCUAAAUAACUUAAACUAAGAAGCAGUAGAAUCCUAGUUGUUGUUUAUCAGAACUUUGCGGAUGUAUUUUGUACUUUUCACUGUUUUCGGUUGUUUGUCGGCAUGUUACUGUUUCAUCACGACAGCCGUGGAGGAGAACCACUGUGACCUCCUGAAGCAGCUUCAAUCCUCCCGGCUUUCAGUGCAGGUCACCAAGGAGGGUUUUCACCGGGAGCUGCUGACCACGGUGCAGCUCAGCCCAGAUGUUCCCAGCGGGCUCAGAGUCCUGCUGCUUCACAGGUGGCCCAGAGGAGUCUACGUGGAUCCGUUCCAGCUGGCGUCCCUCAGUGAGCAAAGCGAUUGGCAGAUGUCCCUGGACUCAGCCGUUGACCUGGAGGCGGCUGCACACCAGACGGAGGGGUUUAUCACCCAUGUGUAUCCCAGCGUGGACGGACCCACUGCCGCCAUAAAAGUAAGGAUUCCCUUUCACCUCCGCUACCACGAGCCACGCUACGACGGAGAGACGUUCACAUCGGUGGAAAUAGAACCUCCACAGCUGCUGCUGCGCACUGAAAGAUGUUUGCAGCUCAGCGGCUCGGGGCCCCGCGCUGCUGUGGACGCCCCCUGCACCCCCAACAACGCCACCAUGUGUCUGUGGCUCCCACUGCAGAAGCAGGAGCGAGGCCCCGUCCGUGUCGGGCUUCCCGUGGCUGACGGCUCUCUGGUGACGCCGGUGUGCGCUGGAACUCUUCUGGUCACGACGCUCUGCUGCGUUUCUCUGUCCACGCGCAUGUGGAAACAUCGCAUCGUUUAAACCGACAUCGCACUGCUUCAGCACUAAGGGUUCUAUAACAAACAUCAAAGGCCAAACAGAAAGAUUACACUAAUUUAUUUAUUUUCAGGAACAAUGUUCAUAUCUCACAAUCCCACCUUGAAGACUGAAUAAAGGAUCAUCUUAUCUUAAGAACUGCUUCUUAAUGUAUAGGUGGAUAAUAAUUAGAAAAACAUAAUACAAUUUGUUAUGUAGUCAAUGCUGAUGUCGGAUUGAAAUUCGGUUUAUAACUAACUACAUAUUAGGAAUGUGUAUAACAUUGCAUUAAAAUAAAUAUAUGUACAAUAUGUUUAAUUUGAGACCUAAGGAAGGAAAUUACAAUGAUAAUAUGAAAUAGUUAUUAACAGGUAGAUGAUCGGAGUCAGCAGCUAAACUUCACACGGCCUUUAUUUUGAAAGGUUUGUUGGGUCGGGCUGGGUCGUUACUUCCGCUUCCUUUCCGCCAUAACGGAAUUAUCCAAGGGCCGAAAAAGAAAGAAAAGUUGCUUUGUAAAUAAUUGUAGCCAUAUUUUUACUAACUUUUUUUGUACGCGUCUCACGUCGCCAAAGCUCCGCGUCACAGAGGAACUACUUUUUUAACGGAUUUAACAAACGUUUUCCGAGCCGUCGCGGAUCUUUUCGGGAAUAAAAGUUCUCGUGAAGUUGAGCUGGUGCGGACUCUCCGGUGAGCUCUGCUCCUCGUUAGCCGGCUAAUAAAGCACUUCUGGUCCGGACAGUUUGGACCGAACUUCCGCUGGGUUCGUCCGAACCACCUGUGGGAAAAGUCAAAGUUGUCGUGGGGAAAAACCCAGAACUUUAGUUGUCAGGCCAGUUAGCAUUAGCUAAAGCGAAAAAGAGUAGUGUAGCAUUUCAUGCUAACGUUAGCUUCCAGCUAGUUAGCUCACUUGUUGAGUUAAUUUUAAAGUUAGCUACCUAGUUGUUAACUUAUUGAUAUGGCUUUUUUUUGACAAAUCCCAUUAAAUAAGGAGAUAACGAGCUAAACGUCAAUUAAUCUUAGCAAGAAGCAACGACGUGAAAGGUUCUAAUUUAUAUUUAUGUGUGAAAAGGGAGAAGAGUUAUUUUAUCCUUUUUGGGCUCAGCCACAAAUAAAGAAACUCAAGUUCUCCCUCCAUUCCUCAUACUGAUUCUCGUUGUUUUAGUUUUAAUAUGCUCUCACUUACAUUCUCUCCUUUCAGUUACCUUUAACGCUAAAUCAGUUCUUUAUGUUCAAACUAUCAUUUCUACUAUUCUUCAAUUCCCAGAUAUCUAUUUCCACUUUGACAAGUUGUAUGUUCAAAUUCAAAUUUGGGACUCGAGUCCAACAAUGUGUUCCUCUUGUUUAAAAACGGAUUCUAUAUAAAAUGCUUUGUGUAUCCAUGUGUGACUGGAAUCAAGCUGCAUUAAAUAUACUUGAAGUAAAGGACUGUUAUGCACAAUAUUUCAUGUGUGUGAUGUCUUUGGAUUAAUUUAUAUACAUCAACGUAUAAUAAGGAAAUAUGAAAAUAAAGUAGCAGCUGGUGAAGGUAAUUGUAACUACUAAAUAUUGCAUCGUAACUUAAAUUCUUAAAACGUUUUAUUUGUUGAAUUCUA
Molecule: messenger RNA, 2402 nt
Organism: Pungitius pungitius (ninespine stickleback)
Lineage: Eukaryota; Metazoa; Chordata; Actinopteri; Perciformes; Gasterosteidae
Gene: pigx
Product: phosphatidylinositol glycan anchor biosynthesis, class X
Exons: 6
Coding region: 85-816 (243 amino acids)
Biological process (GO): GPI anchor biosynthetic process
Cellular component (GO): endoplasmic reticulum membrane
Source: RefSeq, a predicted model, not a curated record